CCCACCAGAGGGUUUGCAAGAGGGUGGGGAAAAGAUCAAGCAGGAUUAACAAAGCUUCUGAAUGAUUGAAAGAGAGUGCACAUAGAAGAAAUAUCAUAUGAGCGAGGAAUCUAAGGACUUGUACAACUCUGCAGAGAUUUUUUUUUUCAUUUUCAUGGAAGGAGACACAGUUGGACAUCUAUAUAUAAAGAUCAUGGGAAGCCAACAGCCCCCUGUCUCUUUGAACUAUUCUGCCACACUGAACAAUAAGACUGCCUCCCCUAUUUAUACUGAGCUACAAAUGGUGCUGCUUGGAUUAGCCAUGUUCCUACUGGUCCUGGCUAUUGUUCUUGGCAACCUGCUAGUGAUCACAGCCAUUGCCCGGUUCCAGAGACUCCAGAAUGUCACUAACUGCUUUAUCAUGUCACUAGCCUGUGCUGACUUGGUCAUGGGACUUGUGGUGGUGCCCUUUGGGGCCAUCUACAUCAUCCUCAACACAUGGCACUUUGGAAGGUUCUGGUGUGAGUUCUGGACAGCCACUGAUGUGCUUUGUGUAACAGCUAGCAUUGAGACUCUCUGUGUCAUUGCCCUGGAUCGCUACCUCGCCAUCACCUCCCCGUUCCGCUACCAUUCCAUGCUGACCAAGUGCAAGGCUUGCAUUGUGGUUAUGAUUGUGUGGAUCAUUGGUGGCCUCAUUUCCUAUCUGCCAAUCCAUUUGAAGUGGUGGAUUUCCAGCACUGAAGAGGCCAUGCACUGCAUGAACAACACCCUUUGCUGUGAGUUUCACACCAACCGAAGCUAUGCUAUUAUCUCUUCUAUUAUCUCCUUCUACAUCCCUCUUGUGAUCAUGGUGUUUGUCUACAGUCGUGUCUUUCAAGAGGCUAGGAAACAGCUAAAAAAAAUAGUCAAGAGUGAAGGCCGUUUCCGCCAAAGUGGAGGUCAGCAGGAAUACAGUGACAAAGGAGUUGGCAGAGAAGCUAGGGCCAUCAAAAAGCCUAAGGUCUGCCUGAAGGAACACAAGGCUCUAAAAACUCUAGGUAUUAUUAUGGGCAUCUUUACACUGUGUUGGCUUCCAUUCUUUGUGCUUAACGUGGUGGUGAGUGUCCAUGAAGUGGACAACAUCAAGGUACCAUUCAGAAUAUUAAACUGGAUCGGGUAUGCAAACUCAGCCUUCAACCCCCUAAUCUACUGCAGGAGUCCAGAGUUCCGAUAUGCCUUUAGGCAGAUCUUGUGCAUGAAGAGGUCUCAUUAUCCCAACCUAAGACCAUCCAAUGGAUACAAAUAUAGUGGACAGAGCUGGCAGAGUGAGCAUCAGGGACGGAGCAAGUGUAGCUCAGAGGACAGUGACCCAGCUGAAGGGGGCUCUGAGAAAGAGGAUUGCAGAUAGGAAUGACUCUAAUUGCAUUUGUAAUAAAAACCUCACAUUAGUCAAGUCCCAACACAUUCCACUAUCACUGUAAUGGCAAAGAAAUUAAUCAGAACCAGGGUCAUGGGUGGG
Messenger RNA from Pangasianodon hypophthalmus (striped catfish), 1477 nucleotides. It is a transcript of the gene adrb2a, whose product is annotated as adrenoceptor beta 2, surface a. Gene Ontology annotation, cellular component: membrane. The record is from RefSeq and is a predicted model, not a curated record. The transcript has 2 exons. Gene Ontology annotation, biological process: negative regulation of smooth muscle contraction; adenylate cyclase-activating adrenergic receptor signaling pathway; norepinephrine-epinephrine-mediated vasodilation involved in regulation of systemic arterial blood pressure. Gene Ontology annotation, molecular function: beta2-adrenergic receptor activity; norepinephrine binding. Lineage: Eukaryota; Metazoa; Chordata; Actinopteri; Siluriformes; Pangasiidae. The coding region runs from base 98 to 1366 and encodes 422 amino acids.